AUGGCUUUUGUUAUGGAUGUCCGCGAAUUUCAAGCUCUUUUGGUUGGCUGUUUCUCGAUCCAAGAAUUGGAACUUUUGAUCCAGUCUAUUUUGAUUCCGGAAGAGUGGUUCCCAAUGGCACAUGCUCGGCUGCCGGAACUCACAGCCCAAGAGAUACCAGUAAGUAAUUUGUUCCAUCUUAGUUCUUCGCUGAUCUCUUUGUUGUUGUUGUUUUAGUUUCAACGUUACGGUUAAUAGAAGCAAGUGUAAGAUUAAAAGUCUGACUAAACUAAAUUAUUCCUGCAGAUUGAAAUCAAUCAUGACACGGGUAAUGAUGAAGUCAACGAAGCUGAUGAGCUCGAGAAAUUUGUAAGUAUAUUUUGCCUGAACUUUAUGUCGGUUCUAAGUUUAAAUAGAAAAUUGAUCUUUAUUGUUCUCUCUCGUUUACUCUAGAUGCUAGGGGGUGUUAACGCAGGUUUUGAAACCGACGAGUUACUGAGCGAUUCGGUAAGUUUUUCGAAUAUGUUAUCUCACGAACUUUACAAACUUCACGCACAAUUUCAUUAGCUCAAGUUCGUUAUGUUAAUAGACUCGACUUGGUUUAGAUUUGCAUCUGACCUAUCGCGUAUCUUUUGUUAUCCUCGUUAAAGAAACAAAAGGACUCCAAACUCGAUUUGUUUCAACUUUUUAUAGACAGUUGUAAUAUAAUACUCAUCGAAUAUGUUUCUUUGCUUUACAAGUUUACAGCUGAAGAAAAACAGGUCGUAAAUGAGAUGGAACGUAUGGCGCUAGACAAGGUAAGGUUAAGUCCAUUUCCUUUUUAAUACGCAACGUAAAUGAUUUGUUUAGUGAUGAAACAACAAUACGAAUCUGCUAGCUUACCCGUUCAAUGCCCACCUAUUUCUUAAAAUGAGCGAGAUUUCAAAACCUAAAGUAAUCUGAUUUCUUCUCUUCUUAUCUAGAAUAACGAGUCGGCACCGUUAUCAACGCAAGAUACAUAGGAUAAUUUCUUGGAUGAAGUACGUUUUUCAUUUCAUGAUCAUUGAAUUAUUUUGCUUUCAUUAAAUACAGUGUUCAUUGUGCGCCAAAUCUUACGUUGUUAUCUUUUAUUUACCUGCAGUGGAAAGGUGAAGCCAGUGAAUUACCCACUUGGAACCCGUCCAAAACCGUAAGUGGUCUUUCAUUUUCACUUGUUUUAUAGAACUGAUACGCCGAAUACGCUAUGAAGAAGUACGAACGUUCCAUUUUAAGUUUUUGAAAUGUAUACCUUUUGAAAAUUAAAUUCUUUAGGCUCACCAAAAAGACAAUAUCAUUAAUUCCAUCGUUUAUGAGAGUCAGAAGAAUAUAAAAGUUACAUUUGGCUUGUUAUUUAUUAUUUGAAGGCUUAAAUAGUUUAUUCUCAGUUAUCGAUUCCGCUUUUCACUGAUCAAAUAUUAUCUUCUCUCAAAGUGAAUUCGUUUUUGCGGAUGAUUGCACCCAUAUUACAAAUUGCCCUAUUCUUCUGUUCAAAAUAAACACAAAGCAUUCGCUCAAUGUUAUAAUAUUCAGUCAUCAAGCCCAGUUGAAGAAAAUGGACAGCGUAUUAUAUACUCAAACAGGUAUCACACCAACUUAAGUUUUUUCCACUAAGCAGUUGAAUGUAGCAUUAUAGCAGUUAUUAUAAUAGUAUCCCCCGAUAAUGAUCUCUGAAAGUCAGUUGUGUUGUGGAUCAGUACACAUUAAAUUAAAUUUAUUCUGUUGAUUCAACAUCAAAAACAAACCAACUAACCAAUUGUUGAGUUAUCACGUUCAUUGUAGAAAAAUCGAGUCUAUCAGAGUUAGUUUAGCUUUACACUUAGACUAGGUCAUAUUUACUAAUUAUAGGAAAUUCAAUCCGGGGAAGGUGAACUCCCAGCGAAAAAGCCUCGCAAAGAGCAUCGUUGUGACACCUGCGGUAAGACCUUUACUCGCCCCAAUUAUCUAAUAACUCUCGAACAUAUGCAUACUGGGGAGAAACCGUACGAAUGCACCCGCUGUGAUAAGAAGUUUUCAGACAAAUCUGCUCUUAACCGACACCUGAAAGCGCACGAGAAACGAGCCUUACAACGCACUUUCACUUGUGGUACAUGUGGCGAAACUUUCCACAACUGCGCCCCUUACAACGCUUAUAUUCGCACCGCUCAUCAACAACCCGUCGCUGCAACUAGAAAACGCACUGCUCAAAAAACUACAGAUGCUCCGUCCACGAAAAGACCUAAGAGAUCGGACCAAACAAGUACGAGUACCGCUUCAGAACCAGCUUCCACAGCAAGUGCUGAAAACGGCGCUGCUAGCUGGCAACCUGAUCUAUUCUCAUUCCAGCCAACCUUGAUCCAGCUAGCGAAGAAAACAUCACCCAAACAUACUGGCAACAUUGGCCGCAGAUCCGUACGCGUUUUAGCCGCCACAAUCGUUUACAAGACUGGUACAAUUUCCGCCUGUCUUCGAUCAGUCCUGCCUCCCUCCGCGAACAACUUAACCGCAUCUUUGCUGACCAGAGCACGGUUUUCAAAGUCAACUUUUCCUUUGCUUUUAUUCUCCGUAACAAAGAAACUGCAGCCAUCCAGUACCACCACCCUUCUGCGAACAACAAUUUGGUGCUAGAAUAGCUGUUCCUGAUUUCAAGUCCAGA
Porites evermanni is the source of this 2629-nucleotide messenger RNA. NCBI's taxonomy places the organism in Eukaryota, Metazoa, Cnidaria, Anthozoa, Scleractinia, Poritidae. The record is from the annotation of a GenBank genome assembly.